Gadus chalcogrammus (walleye pollock) is the source of this 1350-nucleotide messenger RNA. Its product is annotated as plexin-D1-like. The transcript is spliced from 8 exons. Gene Ontology annotation, cellular component: semaphorin receptor complex. Gene Ontology annotation, biological process: semaphorin-plexin signaling pathway involved in axon guidance; negative regulation of cell adhesion; regulation of cell migration. The coding region runs from base 1 to 855 and encodes 284 amino acids. The record is from RefSeq and is a predicted model, not a curated record. NCBI's taxonomy places the organism in Eukaryota, Metazoa, Chordata, Actinopteri, Gadiformes, Gadidae. Gene Ontology annotation, molecular function: semaphorin receptor activity.
AUGGAUCUCUCUGUGUCUGUAUUUACAUAUUUAUAUAUUGAUAUAUUCCUCUCUCUCUGCAUCUCUUUAGUCAAAGACCUGGAUACGGAGAAGUAUGUCCAUUUGGUCCCGCCUCACGAUGACCUGACGGAAAACAAGAAGUCCCACAGGCAAAACCACCGCAAGAAGGUCCUGCCUGAGAUCUACCUGACCCGGCUGCUGUCCACCAAGGGGACCUUGCAGAAGUUCCUGGACGACCUCUUCAAGGCCAUCCUCAGCAUCCCUCCUGAGCGCCCCCCGCUGGCCAUUAAAUACUUCUUCGACUUCCUGGAGGAGCAGGCGGACAAGAGGGGCAUCACCGACCCAGACACCCUGCACAUCUGGAAGACCAACAGUCUGCCUCUGCGGUUCUGGGUAAACAUCCUGAAGAACCCUCAGUUUGUGUUCGACAUCGACAAGACGGACCACAUGGACGCCUGUCUGUCCGUCAUCGCCCAGGCCUUCAUUGACGCCUGCUCCGUCUCUGACCUGCAGCUGGGAAAGGACUCUCCCACCAACAAGCUGCUGUACGCCAAGGAGAUCCCCGAGUACAAGAAGAGGGUGCAGGGCUACUACCAGCAGAUCCAGGACAUGGCUCCUCUCAGCGAGCAGGAGAUGAACGCCCAUCUAGCCGAGGAGUCACGGAAAUACCAUAAUGAGUUCAACACCAACCUGGCCCUGACAGAGAUCUACAAAUACGCCAAGAGAUAUAGGGCUCAGGUGGUGAGUGCGCUGGAGGCCAACCCCACCGCCCGUCGCACCCAGCUGCACCACAAGUUUGAGCAGGUCAUCGCCCUGGUGGAGGACAACAUCUACGAGUGCAGCAGCGAGGCCUGAUGCGUCGUGCCAUCCUGCCCUCCUCUCCUCCUGCUCCUCUCUCUCUGAGCUCUCCUUCUGCUGCAUACUGCCUACUGCCACCCAGCCGGCCACCUCUCCUCCUACUACUGCUACGGGCCGGGGGAACGUCCGUCCCUUACCGAACCGCCCAAUCAAUCAACCGACCGACCAACCGAUAGACGGACGCCCUUCAUCAGUGUCGUUACGUUCAGACAAAAGGCGCCUGAAACCGUUGGUCGUUUGAGAGACUCCUUAUGCUGCCUCUUUCUCAACUGUUCUUCCUCCACCGACGUGUGUUUUUCUUCUCUUUUUUUUUUUCAAACUUUAUUCGUUUUCAUUUUUCUCAAGAUGUGGACGAUGAGUCCCGGUCGGAUCCGGACUCUGCCCUGGCAGGGUGUUGACAAGGGAACCCCGGGACAAGCCUUGUUUCUCCCCACCUGAAUGUCUUCGUAGUAACCUGAUACCUAAAGCCCUGGUGGCAACUCUUUACGCACU